Messenger RNA from Chironomus riparius, 2070 nucleotides. The record is from the annotation of a GenBank genome assembly. NCBI's taxonomy places the organism in Eukaryota, Metazoa, Arthropoda, Insecta, Diptera, Chironomidae.
GAACUUUCUUGGUGUCAAUUACUCUAAUUUCAGAAAGUCUAAAGAAGGAAGUGCAAAACCUAAAUUAACACCAAAGAUGGCAAGAAAAAAGAAGGAAGUAAGUGACGAGGAAAAAUCAAAACCAAAACUUGGUAGAAAAUGCACAUUGGAAGGAUCUAAAGAUGAUAAGAAGCUUUAUGUACCAAGAAGAAUUUUCGCAAGAAGGAUGAAAUCUAAAAAACCAAAGAAGAAUGUCAUUUCAAUGAGUUUUGGACCUCUUGUUGACUGCAGCUUCAACCUACCGAGGGUUGCUCAGAAAUUAGAGCGAUUGAUGGGGAGCAGUAUUGUUCGAUUAACGGAUAGGAAGUAUAUGCUAGAUCUUCAGAAGCGAAUCCAAGAGGAUUAUCAUGACACUUUAUUGAAGCGGAUCUCCAAACGUGAGGCUGAUGAAGUGGAGAAACAACUACAAAAGUUAUUGAAUCCACCAGAAGACAUAAGAGACCUUGAGAGGAUCCUGUUCACGUCACAAAGUAUUGUAUUGAUGACGGAACUGGAACGAGCUCGUCGAAUGGGAAAUGCAGGAGGUGAAAAGAUUCCAAAAAAGAUUGGUGAACAUCCAAUUGUCAUGGUUAAUAGUAAGACGAAUGCUCUAUUGAUGAGUAAACGAGAGAAAUUGAUGACAGUUCGUCAAAAGAAUGCAUCGGAACUUGUAAAGCAAGGCAAACGAUGGGAACGAGAUAGACUGAGAAUGGCUGAAGAAGAGAGAGUCAACGAGAUUGAAACGAAAAAGGAACGAGAAAAAAUGCUUGAAGAACAUACGCUUUAUAUCUUUGAUCCUGAAAAGGCUGACAUUAUGGAUAUGACAAGAAUUAGAAGCAGGAAGUUUACUGAGUGUGAAAUUGACUUGAAAAACUUUUUAUUAAGUGAAAGAGAAAGUUUACGGACUAGAAAAAUAAAUGAGCAGGAACGAUUGACACAAGAAAAACAUCUAUUGACUGUUGCUGAAGAAAGGAAAUUAAAAGGACAAUUGACAUCAGAUUUGUCAUCAUUUGAGGAUCGACAGGAUGAAAUAGAUGGAAAGCAUGAGAAGAAAGAUGAAGUUGCAAUGAUUGGGAAAUUAAAAUUGCCAAUGUCAGCAGAAGAAAUGAAGAAAAAGACAGCAAAUAAGGAUGAAGAUCCACAAAUUGCUCGAUUUAAAAGUGCUGAGACUGUCAAAGAGAUUUAUUCACUUGCUGAGGGUAUAAUCGCUGGCGAUGUUAUUACAGGUGCACAGUAAUUUGUUAUCACAUCACUUCCAUUUCUCAUUGUUGAUCAAAAUUCUCGCAUUGGACUCAUCAUAUCAUUCAAAAUUCUACAUAAAAAGUAUAAAGUUUAGAAGCGUAGCUAUCAUAGAUACGUAGAAGUAGAUGGAUAAAAUCAGACUGACUGAAACAGAAGAAAUGUAGAGCAACUGAAUUCGUAUUUCAUGUUUGUGAUUCAUAAAGCCGAAACCAAUUCAUUGUAAGACGAACAGAUAAGGAUAAGGAAUGAAAAACGGAGGGAAAAGUGAUUUACAACAUGCAAUGAUUUUUUCACUUAUCCACUGACAUGACAUACCUAUCAAUUCAAUGUUGAUUCUUAUCGAUUCAUGAUAGUUGUUGGAACCAAUUUUUCUUUCUCAUUUCCUUUCCUUUUUCAUUUCACUUCAUUUAAAAAUAAUCAGUGCAAAAAUUAAGUAGUCAUAAAGAACAGCAAGAUGAAUGUGAAUUUAUGAAUUGAUUGUUGAUUUAUUACUGUUUCAAGUGCUAUAUCCAAUUUGGACUAUUUAUAGACAAUUUUUUUUUUCUUCAAAAUUGAAUAUUUUCAUGAAUGCCACGACAUUGGAAAUGCCAAGUUUUUUAGCAGCAAUAAAAUUUGUUCAUAGGUAGUAUUUUCAAAAUUUGACUUUCAGCAUGCAUUCAUGGAAAUCCAAAUGGUGCAAAAAUAGAAUAUAAGGUGAUAGUGAAAAUUUAUCGAGUAUUAAGUAGACAUAUUUAGUAUAACGAUGAGAUAUUAAAUGAAUAAAGGCAGUGAAAAAUAAAAUAGGUCAGUUCUUUGAAGAUCAAAAAAGAU